AUGCCUCAGCAUAAGUCAUCCCGUCAUGCUGCUAAUCGAAGAUACUAUGAAAGAAAUCGAGAACGAAUUCUCCAACUUCGUCGAGCUUCUCGCAUUGAAACUCGCGCUCGACUAGAAUACCUUGAAAGUAUUAGGGUUUCUUGUUUUCAAACUCACA
This is a messenger RNA of Racocetra fulgida, 157 nucleotides long. The record is from the annotation of a GenBank genome assembly. NCBI's taxonomy places the organism in Eukaryota, Fungi, Glomeromycota, Glomeromycetes, Diversisporales, Gigasporaceae.